AUGCACUCAUCACCUGAGUCUGGCCCUUCAUCACCUCGACAAGGCUUGACUUCUCCUACAAUGGACGAACACCAAUCUCAUUCUUCCAUGGAUCAUUCAGGUUAUUCAAGUGAUCACGAUCAUGAUCAUGAACAAGAUCAAGAUUCACCUACUGAAUCAGAGAGAGAUUCUUCCCCUGAACGAAAAUCGAUUUUACGUACUUCACAUUCUCCUCCUCACGGUGAUUUACAACCAUUAAACAUGAACUCUACACGAUUGCCUAGAAAUUUCUUCAACACAUCAUCCUCAUCCAUGACCAAUAACAAGUCUACCGCACCAAUCCGUUCAAGUAGAGUUCGAUUUAUAUCACCUUUAAGUACUCUCCCCUCGUCUCAACAUGGUGAUGGUCGUAACGGUAUGGGUAUGGGUGUGGGCAUGGAUGAAUUUCAACCUCGUUUACCUAAAUCCCAACCUUUGUCAAGAUCCCUUUUCAAUAGGACUUUAUCAGAUACUCCACAUGCAGGAAUAAUGAAUGGUGGAAGAAGAAAGAUGAGUCAAAAGAUUAUCGUCCCUACUAAGGCGAUACCUAUGACUUUUGAAUUAAAUCUUUCAGCAAAUGAAUUUGCUAGGAGGAAUUAG
Molecule: messenger RNA, 618 nt
Organism: Kwoniella shivajii
Lineage: Eukaryota; Fungi; Basidiomycota; Tremellomycetes; Tremellales; Cryptococcaceae
Exons: 1
Coding region: 1-618 (205 amino acids)
Source: RefSeq, a predicted model, not a curated record